Molecule: messenger RNA, 785 nt
Organism: Episyrphus balteatus (marmalade hoverfly)
Lineage: Eukaryota; Metazoa; Arthropoda; Insecta; Diptera; Syrphidae
Product: transmembrane protein 203
Exons: 1
Coding region: 1-423 (140 amino acids)
Biological process (GO): intracellular calcium ion homeostasis
Cellular component (GO): endoplasmic reticulum
Source: RefSeq, a predicted model, not a curated record
AUGUUUAAACUAUCAGAACUUGUUCGCUGGUUAGGACUAACAGAAUUCGAAAUAUUCAUUAACUUAUGUGGAAUGUUUUUAUUCUCCCUAACACUUGCCUUUAAGAUAGACGGUACUUUUGACGAAUAUUUAACAGAUUGGUUUAUAGUUUUCAGUCCACUCUUUUGUGCAGAUGUUUUAAAUGCAUAUUUUUGUGUUAUCGUUGCUAUUCGUAUGUACUUGGCAAUAGAAAACAAACGAAAGGCAUUACAUAGAUUUAUGUGGAGUACAUAUUUUUUAGUUCUAAUAACAAUAUUCAAGUAUCUCUUGUGUUUAAAAUUAUCCGGUCAAACAGGACUGGAAUAUAGUGAAGUUUUCUCUCCAAUAUUUGUUUUGUUGCAAUUGGUUGCGGUAAGAGCAUGUCAACUACCCAACUCAACAUGAUUGGAAAUACAAUUAAGCGAAUCGGAUAUAAGUGGUUCCGAAUAAAACAAAUAUAUAUUAUUUAAUAUUGGGCCAUAGAAGGAUGUACGACGUUUAUUUUUUAAAGAGAUUAGAAACAAAGCAACGACUGAGGGCAGUAUCAUGCCGGUAAAACUUAAUGUGAUCAACAUGAGAAGAAAACAAUUUGGUUCAAUGCACUUUUUCUAUACAGGUGGUUAUCACUUUUCUGAAUAACUGUUGAAUUUAAAUCCUUCUAUGGCCAUUAUUUUUUUCCAUAAUAUUAUAUAAGUAUUUUAUUUGAAAAAAGUAUAACAAGUUAUCUAUUGUAAUAAAAAUUGUACAAUAAAAUCUAAAUUUGUUAA